Pelecanus crispus (Dalmatian pelican) is the source of this 2354-nucleotide messenger RNA. NCBI's taxonomy places the organism in Eukaryota, Metazoa, Chordata, Aves, Pelecaniformes, Pelecanidae. The record is from RefSeq and is a predicted model, not a curated record.
GGAAGCAGAGGGGCCGCUGUGCCAAGGCUCUGAAGGGCGUGUGUGACCCCGCGGGUGUGAUCAAGAUCAGCGAUGACAGCAGCACCGACUCCGACAUGGGGCUUGACAGUGACUUCAACUCCUCCCCAGAGUCCGUGUUUGAGACAGACGAUGUCAUCUUCGUUGAGCACACCUACAACGGCUUCGCAGCUGAGGACAGAAGUAAUUUUCACAUGCUGCCUUCCCAGAAAGAGAUGCAUGGCCUGAGAGAACUAGAACACGUGGAAAAGAUGAAGCAGGACCUCCUAGCAAAAGUAAAAGCACUGGGCAAAGAGCUACCUCUCAAUACCUUGGAUGAACUCAUCAAUCACUUUGGGGGCCCGGAGCAUGUGGCUGAGAUGACGGGGCGGAAGGGCCGGGUGGUUUGCAGACCGGAUGGCUCCGUCAUGUUCGAGUCUCGUGCAGAGCAAGGCCUCUCUAUAGACCAUGUCAACCUGAAGGAGAAGGAGCGUUUUAUGAAAGGGGAAAAGCUUGUAGCAAUAAUCUCCGAGGCCUCCAGCUCAGGUAUCUCUCUCCAAGCAGACAGACGGGUGAAAAACCAGAAGCGCCGGGUCCACAUGACGCUGGAGUUGCCCUGGAGCGCCGACCGGGCCAUACAGCAGUUUGGUCGAACGCACCGAUCGAACCAGGUUUCUGCUCCAGAGUAUGUCUUCCUUAUCUCUGAGCUGGCAGGGGAGAGGAGGUUUGCAUCCAUCGUGGCAAAACGUCUGGAGAGCCUAGGUGCCUUAACUCACGGAGACCGACGGGCCACUGAAUCCCGAGACCUCAGCAAGUACAACUUUGAGAAUAAGUACGGGGCUAAAGCACUAGACAGAGUUCUCUCCACUAUCCUCAACCACACGGAGAACAGAGUUCCUGUGCCCAAGAGCUAUGACAGAGGGGAAGCUGCAUUUUUCCAUGAAAUGAAGCAAGGUCUCAUCUCUGUGGGGAUCUGCUGCAAUCAGAUGAAGUAUGGCACCGUCUCAGUGGAGAAGGACUGCUCCAUCACCAAGUUCCUGAACCGCAUCCUGGGUCUGGAGGUGGACAAGCAGAACAUGCUCUUCCAGUAUUUUUCUGACACCUUUGACUAUCUGAUUGAAAAGGACAAGAAGGAGGGCAAAUACGACAUGGGCAUCCUAGAUUUAGCCCCAGGAGUGGAUGAGAUCUACGAGGAGAGCAAGGAGGUCUUCCUGACCCCUGGGCACCCUCAGGAUGGGCAGGUCGUGUUUUAUAAGAUCAGUGUCGACAGAGGCUUAAAGUGGGAGGAAGCUUAUGAGAAGUCACUCAAACUGACAGGAUCCUUCGAUGGGUUCUACCUCUCCUACAAGAUGCGAGGCUGCAAACGCACCUGUCUGCUGGCAGAGCAGAGCCGCGGGAAGAACUUCAUCCUCUACAAGCCAAAUAUUGGGAAGCAAAGCCAGCCUGAGGGCCUGGACAGUCUGCAGAAGAAGUACCAGCGGGUGCCGCCCGAGGAAGCCAAGGAGCACUGGGAGAGCAGUUACCGCUUCUCCUUGAAGAAGUGUAACCAUGCUGUCUGGAACAGGAGCUGCAAGCUGAUCCAGGAGGGGAAGGAGUGCGUCCAGGGCAUGCGCCUGCGUCACUACUACAUGCUGUGCGGGGCCCUGCUGCGGGUCUGGAGCAGGAUCGCCAACAUCAUGGCAGACAUCACCAACACCAGCUACCUGCAGAUCGUCCGCCUCAAGACCAAGGAGAAGAAGAAACAAGUCGGGAUAAAGAUCCCUGAGAGCUGUGUCCGUAAGGUGCUGGAGGAGCUGAAGCAGAUGGACGAGAACGUGAAGCGAAAGCACAACCGACUCCUUCAGGCCCAAGAGCAGAGCCUGCAGUUCCCCCUGCCGCUGCACAUGCCUCUGGACCUCACGCAGACGGGACCCGGGGUCCCCCUGCCCAGGCACUCCCUGCGCCAGGAUGAGAUCCUGGACUUGACCUAUAGCCCUCCCAGCAACAGCAUUCCCGAUGUGGUGAUGAACCCAGAGCCCGGUGCGUUGUGCUUCCCCUCUGAGCCUGUUCUCCAGCCACACCAGCAGCACAGAUUUGGCUUCAGCCACCCUUCUGCCUUCCAGAGCCCGGCCCCCAUCCUGGAGGGGAGCGUGCCUCUGAGCUCCUCGCUGCACGAACACCUGCCUCUGCCUCACCCGGGACCCUUGCAGACACUGCAACAGCAGCAAGAAGAUUUUGUCCAACAGGAUGGGAAUAUCAAUUUUAGAGAGAUCCUGGAGGACAUGCUAAGGACGUUAAAUGGGACCCCCCAGGAGAACAUACUUCCCCAGGAGCGCCAGAGUGUGAUCCAGUUCAGUGGGCCUUUCCCAGACUUCUGA